Messenger RNA from Peronospora matthiolae, 321 nucleotides. The record is from the annotation of a GenBank genome assembly. Lineage: Eukaryota; Oomycota; Peronosporomycetes; Peronosporales; Peronosporaceae.
AUGGCGCGAGACGGCAACGCAGACGCCCGAAACGACUGGAUCCUGGACUGCGGCGCUAGCGGACACCUCGUCAAUGAUGAGCGUAUGUUUCUGCACGCAGAGGAACGUAGAGAUGAGUUAUCACUUGCCGACGCCGAGAAGCUCGUGCUGAAUAAAGUCGAAGACUUGCGGAUCUUUGUGACCGCCGAUGGAAAGGAGAGCACUGUGCUACUCAAGAACGUGUGCCUUGCACCGAGUGUCGCGCGAACCAUCGUUAGAUACUGGAAGAUCGACACUAAUGUCUACACGUUGGCGAACGUGAGCGGAAAGCGAAUUGUUUAG